This is a messenger RNA of Drosophila melanogaster (fruit fly), 1356 nucleotides long. RefSeq names its product mitochondrial ribosomal protein L37 (gene mRpL37). The record is from RefSeq and is marked reviewed. Gene Ontology annotation, molecular function: structural constituent of ribosome. Gene Ontology annotation, cellular component: mitochondrion; ribosome. Gene Ontology annotation, biological process: translation. The transcript has 4 exons. Bases 84 to 1310 code for a protein of 408 amino acids. Lineage: Eukaryota; Metazoa; Arthropoda; Insecta; Diptera; Drosophilidae.
CACCAUCUGGCAGCACUGAGUUUCAUAACCAGUCCGCCGGGCUUCAUUUCAUUGAACGAAAACAUAAGCAAAUCCUAACUUAAAUGAGGCUGACGAACACUCUCUGUGCCCAGCACAUCGGCUGGCAUUUCAAGAAGCACUGGCUGGUCCAGGGUAGGCGAGUCCCCAAGGAAACUGGCGCCGCGGCGGAGCUCCUGAAGCUAGGUGUUCUGGUGAAGAAUCCCGAGGAUCUCUUGAACGCCAAAGUUGAAAAAAAACUAGUGGACAUUGUUGGCGCACGCGAAAAACCCGUUCCCGAGGACAGCAGGCACCCUGACUGGCACCCCACAGUUUGCAACACUUACUCCGACAACAGCGUGCUAAUUGGUGGAUUGCCGCAGGCCCAGGUGCUGACCAACUCCAUUGUGAUCCAAACAUUUCCCAAGCACAUCGAGGAUGCCAUUGCAAGUCAGCAGUUGCCAAAUUCCGUAGACAAGAGUGUCCGGCAUGCGAUUCUGGCAUCCCACGUGCUUGAUGCAGAGCAAGUCAAGCUGCCCAAGGUGAGGCUACCGGAGAGGCCGGCCUUUAACCUGCCCCGCUCCUACGGAAUAUCACACGAAAGGGUCAACCGACUGUUGGUAAACAAACUCCUGCAUGAAAGUGAAAAACUGGCUGGCCGUUCAGUCUCUGUUCGAAGGAAGCUGAUAGACAACGCGUCUUUUAAGACUUUUUUAAGCAAAGACGGGGAUCUGCUAGGAUUCUCAAUCAAUGCUGAAAAAGUGGUAUUUGCCAACCGAGCCAUCGAAGGUGUUAAGGGAAAAUUCGAAGGAGAUCUGCCUGAUCUUUACCCCAUGAAGAGUACUAUAUCGAUUCCGAAGUACCACAUUUACCAAGCUAAGAACUUGUAUCCUUUGCGCUCGGACAUCACCUGCUCCCACCCGCACACCAUCUUUACGGUGUUUAACAAACACCAAGUCAAAAACUCCCACGGAUCCGAGGUCACAACUUCUCAGCUUCAGGCGAGGACACUGGUCAAAGCUUUCGUUGUGGCAGCCGCUCGAGCAAAGCAACUGCAUGGGGAUUCCGUAGGAGCUCUUCCCAAACCAAUUGUUGUGCAGAGCGUCCAGACUGACGGUAGGACGUUCCACUUCGGAGUGUUGCAGCUGAAUACCCUCGAUCUUGGUGCCAAUAGCACUGCCAAGAACUAUUGGUUCCAUAGGCAAAACUACAAUCUGUUUGCUGAAUGCUCUUAUGAAGGAGGGCGAACGCAUUUGGAUAAUUACAAUGGCGAGGUCUUCCGCAUAUUUAAUGCUUUCUAUAACAAUUCCUAAAAUAGAAAUCUUACUGAAUAAUAAAAUAUGUUUUUGUUAUGUCUGU